AGCAAAGGGUCCAAUGAUGUCGGGAAGCAGCUGAUCGCAAUGGCUCGUAAACUCAUCGAUCAAGGCAAGCCUUCUCGAGGCUCUUCAAGUGGUGGUGAUGGCCAUUGGAACUAGAGUGGGUGAUUCAGCUGUAUUGCAGUCGUUGAGCCGUGCUCGUGAAGUAUACAGAGCUAGAAUGAAAGAAAACACUGCAGUUGAUCAGCUGGUUUCUUUGUUUGCUGAGUGGGCAAUAGAUGAAGCCGAGCCGUCAGAAGAUGGAUCAUUACAUGCAACUAGUGUUCCAUCAGUUGCAUCAGAUGCUCAUGGAUCUAUACUUGCUGAAACAGGCAGAAUGCAAUUAUUAGACGCAUUCGCUGAUGGAAGCAGCUUUAUCUGUUUACAGUGUGGGGGUCUUGUUAGUAAGCUUCGCAAAGAAGAGCACUAUGCAUACUGGUGUGGCAAUAUAGUGAGGGGCUGGUACAUGGAAGGUAUUUGCUCACUCUAGACAUCUCUUUCCAGUGCAUGAUCAUGAGACACGUAAUUGCUAUCACUUUUAUGCUGCAUUGUUGAUAUGGGCACAACGGAACUGCAGUCAGUGUACCAUUGACAAUACGUAGC
Molecule: messenger RNA, 597 nt
Organism: Theobroma umbraticum
Lineage: Eukaryota; Viridiplantae; Streptophyta; Magnoliopsida; Malvales; Malvaceae
Source: RefSeq, a predicted model, not a curated record